AUGCAACUGGGUAACACAUUUCAAGGGGAGAUACACGAGUUUCCUGGUGUUGUGGUUGAUAAAUUUAGUGGAACUGCGGAAGUAUACUUGCUCACACAUUGUCACCAAGAUCAUUUGCAAGGACUACUAAAUAGUUCAUUUUGUGGUCGAGUAUACUGUUCGGCAUUAACUAAAAGUACUCUAGAGUUGGACACGAGGUAUACCCGUGUGUCUAGAUUCUUCAAAGCCAAAGAGUACAAUGAAACAUUUACAGUUGACAUUUUGCUUGGAAAAGUUUCGAUUACCAUGAUCCCGUCCUAUCAUUGUCCGGGGUCCGCGAUGUUUUUACUCGAAAGUUUUUGCAAAAAUGUAUUGAUUACUGGUGAUGUCAGAGCAGAGUCAUGGUGGACUCUUUCGUUGAUCAAGAACCCACACUUGUUUCCAUAUAUCACAGGACUCAAAACACUUGAUCAAAUAUAUCUUGAUACCACAUUUUCUUACCGAGGCGAACCAUACAUUUACAUCAUGCCCAAUAGCGAAGGUAUAUUUGCAGCAAUAGAGUUGUUAAAGCUAUACCCAUUUGACAGCGAUCUAUCUUUCUCUUUUGUGGAUACAGUCUCGGGAUCCGAAGAAGCUUGGUUCCAGAUAGUUCGCCACUUUAAUGGGACCUUAGUGUCACAUGGUAUCCUACAGAAACGGCUUGAUCUUUGCGGCAUGGAUUUGGUGGACGGAAAAACUCCAACAUUUAAAGUUGGCAAUGUACCGGAUACAACACCAAUAACAAUCGCAAUCAAACAAAUAAUCAACUUGAAUGCCAUAGAAUACGCCAGCCAGUUUCUUCCCAGAAACAUUUGUGAUGUCGACUUUUCUAGUGCUACAAGCUUAGUGACCACCAAAAAAGGCCACCACAUAUAUCUGUUAGACGGUAGAAAGUGGCUACUUCCUAAGGGUGGGUCAGAACUACUACCAACUUGCAUCCCAUUAAUGUUUUCAAGACAUUCGUCCUACCAGGAGUCCAGAAACUUGGUUGCAUUGUUUAGCCCCAAACUGGUGUAUCCUUGUACGGAAUCGAAAGUGUCUUGGCUAAAUGGGUUUACAGUAGCAAGAGUUUUUGGCGAUGUAUGUACCAGUGACGAUCAUCGCUUUGAUAUUGACAGAUUCCAGAAAUAUGGGUACCCUUUACCGGAGGUGAUCAAUAGAGAAGUGGCGUUCAUAAGCAAAUGGUCUCUUUCACAACCCGAAACAUCCAAAAGCGUUGUUGAAAAACCUUUCCGAGGACAACUACAACCGCUUCACUGUAAAAGACCCCACGAGUCCCACUUCGAUAACUUUUCGUUGCCAUAUUUGAUCGCUCAAAGAGAUCGAGAGUCAUUGAAACAAGCUGUUGAGUAUCACCAGAAUUUACACGAUUAUGCAAAAUUCGAUCACGGAUCAUCAAGUAGCUAUGGAUCAGUAUCGAGUUCAAAAGAGUCUAUGUAUUUUUCCGAAACCGAACUAUUAACCAAUCACGAUUCACCGUUGAGUACCAAGACGCCAGACACUAACAAAAUCGCUGAAAUUGCCAAAACAUUAACAAAUGACAGACGCAACUGGACGAAAUUCCAUCUUAAAUGUAUAGGUAGUAAUGCCAACUAA
Molecule: messenger RNA, 1614 nt
Organism: Candida albicans SC5314
Lineage: Eukaryota; Fungi; Ascomycota; Pichiomycetes; Serinales; Debaryomycetaceae
Gene: PSO2
Product: Pso2p
Exons: 1
Coding region: 1-1614 (537 amino acids)
Biological process (GO): protection from non-homologous end joining at telomere; double-strand break repair via nonhomologous end joining; interstrand cross-link repair
Molecular function (GO): damaged DNA binding; 5'-3' DNA exonuclease activity
Source: RefSeq, a predicted model, not a curated record